UAUGAUUUUACGCUCUGUGAACCUGGCAUAACCCCUCGAGGCUACCAGAAUAGGGAGGCAAAAAAAUAUUGUAUUAUCAUUUACGAAAUACAAACGUACAAUUCGUUCCUUUAAGUUAUUUAAGUUUCAGUGUUAAUAAACAUGUCAUCAAUUGAUUUCGAUCCAGCUAUAAAAUUAUGUUUAAAAUACUUACAUUCAAGUUCUGUUGAUUCUACGGAACAAUUGCGAUUGACUCUCGAUGAUCACAUCAGACAAUCAUAUGGUAGUGCAAAAACUCUCGGUAAUAUGUUACCGAAGAAAUAUCUUAACGAAGAGAAAAUGGAGACACCUAGAUCCAAACACAAAAUAGAUAAGAAUGCAGUAACUAAGACGGUUCCUAUACCACAACAAAGUCCACAGCAAAUUCAAAUACCUGAGAGAGAAAACGAUGAUGGUUCAGUUAUGGAUGGAGAAUUGGCUUUUGACUUGUUAGAGGAAGACUUGACUUGUGCUGUCUGUAGACAAAUAGCUGUGCAAGCCGGAAAUCGCUUAGUGGAGUGUGAUGGGUGCCGGGCACUGUACCAUCAGGAUUGUCAUAAGCCUGUGAUCAGUGACAAUGAUAUCGCUGCAGGUUGGCAAUGUGCAACCUGUCUUGCAGCACAUGGAUUUACAACUAAUUAUUCAAGUAAAACUUCAUCGAGCUCCAAGUCACCAUCAAGAGUGUCUGGUUCCACAACCCCUGUAAAAAUUUCAUCUAGCAGUUCAUCUUCAUCAUCACCAUCGAAAGUUGUUACUCCAAAUAUGAAUAUCAUUUCUGCAGACAAAAGGUUGCAGAUAAUGAAGAAGAAAGCUGCAAAACAACAUGAAAAGAAGAAAAGCUCUAAGUCGUAAUUACAUAUUAUGUCGCUUAAGUGACAUUAAGUGUAAUUCUAUUGAUUAAUAAUGGUUAGAUUAAAAUUCCACAGCCAAGUACCAAUCUUUAAAAUUAAAUACGGUAAAAGCUCCUGAUUCGCGCUUCCUUCAUAGGCGUUUUCACCAUUCACAGGUUUUAAAAUGCAACUCAGUUCCUAUAGUAUUUGCGGCUAAAGAUGUCUUUAUUUGCGGAUCUAAUCAGUACAACGAUAGAUACACAAUGAUAAAAGGAUUCCAAUAUGUAUAGGCCUCUAAUCGAAUAAAAUAUAUCCUUGUAAACGCGACCUCAAAUGCACUAAUAAAAUAGUAAAAUAGAUCUUAAUAAAACUACGCCUAAAGUAUGUUGUUAUGAUAUCGCUUUUUUUGAGAAUGUAAACAAACAGAAUGAAAUCAACCUUAAAACACAUCGCAUAAAUUCUAUUUUUAAAUACGGCUACGUGAGACGUUCCGUUCUUUUGUAAGAGUAGCGUUUUUUUAUUAUUUCGUCUUUACGAUUCCAUAUUCACGGUUUCUUUAUUCGCGGCAUAUAUACCCCGUGAAUAAAGAGCUUUUAAUGUACAUACUUAACAAGUGGUCACAGCUUAAUUACAUGAUAAAGUAAUACCAUCAUUGAACAAUGAAAUUUUACAGAAUUCGCAAACGUAUUAUCACUAUCCUGCUCAUUUUUGCCCAGAAUCAGUCACAUGUGGAUUAGACAAACAGUGGUAGGAUUGUAGUAGGACCAUUUUUGAGCCGUUAAGCUGUUUUACUAUUGUUAGUAAUAUAUACAUAAUAAUAUGUAAUUUAAAGAAAUAAAA
Molecule: messenger RNA, 1688 nt
Organism: Bombyx mandarina (wild silkworm)
Lineage: Eukaryota; Metazoa; Arthropoda; Insecta; Lepidoptera; Bombycidae
Gene: IntS12
Product: integrator complex subunit 12
Biological process (GO): snRNA 3'-end processing
Cellular component (GO): integrator complex
Source: RefSeq, a predicted model, not a curated record